AGCAUAUAACCACUCUAUGAUAUAAGCAUGACCACUCUAUGAUGUAAUUUGUUAGCCCUUGUCAUAAAUCCAACUCGAUAGAGCUACACAAAACAAAGAAAACAAAUCGACUCUGAAAAAGGGAGUUUAAAUACACCGGCGCGCUUUGGGCAGCUGCUCAAUCAAGAUGUCUCCCAAGCGAUGUGUUGAAUUGGAGGCUUGUGUACAUAUUCGUUAACGCACGCCACGUCCAUUGUAUGCUUCGAACUUUUCUGAUUUUUAUCUUAAAACCAGCAUCUUGCCGUGUACGGUAAAACUGCUGGGAGUGAUAGGAAACCGUUCUCCUCGUUGGCUGGCUUGUUGUUUCGUCUGUUGUAUAUAUACAUCCAGACUGCCUCUAUUUCAAAGGUUUAAGGCUUUAGGUGUUCAGCUUUUUUAUUUGACGCCAGUGGAAAGAUGACGAGCGUUCGUCACAGGAACUUGGAGUCGAAGAGUGGAGCCUCGACCCUCACUAAAUCAAACGAGAGCCCAGAACAAGGAGACACACCCACCAAGCGAACAGACCAUGUGCAGCGAGUACCUUCGUACGAGACCUGGCUAUCCCGACCGGUCAACAACCUAAACUUGGUCAUAUUCCGCAUCUUUUUCGGCUUCAUGAUGUGCUUUCACAUCUACCGCCUCAUGUACUGGCAGACGACGCUUCCUACGACGUUCGAUUUCGCGGAGUUGAACUUUCGUUUUUGGUUUGCCCCCGUCGUGCCUCAGCCUUCGCUGACAGUGUUACGAUGGGUCUAUCUUGUAUGCUGUGUGUCGGCUUUCUGUGUCGGACUGGGCCUAUUUUAUCGAGCAUCUUGUUUUAUCUUCUUGCUAACUUACACGUACCAAAACCUGCUGGAAAAAUCUCGUUACAAUAACCAUUUCUAUCUAUACGUUCUCUUAGCUUUCUUCUUCCUUAUUUCCGACGCCGCAAAACGUCUCUCAGUCGACUGCUUUCUGAAGCAGCUCCUAUCAACUCGUUCAGACCCCCCUGACGCCGAUCCCCGCACUGCCCCUUUUUGGCAGGUUUUCCUGUUCAAAUUUCAGCUGUUUGUUGUUUAUUUCUACGCUGGCAUCGCUAAGCUCAACUAUGAUUGGGCAAUCCGGGGUGAGCCCAUGCGUACAUGGGGUUACCACACCCGCUUUCCUCUCCUCCGCGAGGGUUUCGAGUUUGUUCUGCCGCCGGACCUGGUCCAAGAUGUAAUUGGGUAUUUCUACAGCAUUGGCGGACUUAUGUUUGAUCUACUCGUGGGUUUCUUCCUAAUAACCCCGAGACUGAGAUUAACGGGCAUCAUUUUCAGUCUGGGAUUUCACGGGGCAAAUCAUUUCCUGUUCAAAAUUGGAACAUUUCCUUGGCUUAUGAUUGGGUCCAAUGUAAUUUACCUGGAGGAGAACAGCGUAGAAAAUCUGUUUCAAGCAAUCAAGAAAAAGGUCUAUAAUUCAUUUACUAAUAACAUCAGCAAAAUGGAGACGAAGAGUAAGGAAAACCCCCCAGUUCCACAAGGGAGAUUAUCUAAGCCGAUAAAAUGGCUCCUGAUGAUGUUCGUUGCUACGCAACUACUGUUGCCGUUUCGUCAUUGGCUGUAUCCUGGCAACGUGAACUGGACGCUAGAAGGCCAUCAGUUCAGCUGGCGCAUGAUGCUCAACGAGGAGGAAGUGAUCAUGAGGUUCCACAUCCGGCAGCGAGGGACUGGCGACGAAACGGUAUUUGACCCGUACGCGCUUCGUCUUACCACCAGGCAGGUAAAGCGCAUGCUCACAGACCCAGACAUGGUACUCCAGCUCGUCGCGCACAUCAAAGCGAGGCAUUUACCGAGUGGAGACCCUGAUGUGUCAAUCAUGGUUGAUAUGUGGAAGGCGCUGAACAACAGGCCAUACCAGCGCUACACCAACAACACUGUCGACUUGACGCUUGUCAAUCACUGGGCGUUUACACAUGAUUGGGUAGCGCCGCAAAUGUCAGAUGACGUCAUAGAUUUCCACGACCUCCGUGAAGUCAAAAGGGAGUGGGACCAGCGAGGGUUUGGGACUUCUUUUUUCAUGGACAGACCUGGCAGUACACACAAGACUUCGUUUCAGCGGAUGUUUUGUGAGGACAUGCGCGCCUUCGGUUUGAAGGGGACCUUGCAAGUCAUGACGGAUAACGAGAGCAGAAGCAUGAGGGCAGGAGAUAGCGCGACCGUACCCAGUCACGGACCACACUCCGUGACGUGCACCGGUAACCUAACUUGUAUUUGGUACUAUGUGUAUGACUGCGAUUUGGCUUCGUUUCAGCAGGCGCAAAAGUACCUGGGAGUACAAGGCUGGAAGUUUAAAGUGCCUUCUUUUUGAGACACUUGUCGAGCUUAUCCUUUGUAAUAAUUAAGUGUUAAAUUGCAUCCUUCUUCUAAUGUAAGCAUAUAGUAGAAUGUAAAUAAAAUAUAUAAGAUAAUCAACCUCCCAGGUAGUCUCGAAGCAGGAUAUUGGAUCAGAAUACCCCCCCCCCCCCCCCCCAUCCCCCACAAAGCGUCAUUUCUCCCGCUAGUCUCACGUCUCACGCAACGCUCAACCGUAACCCAACCCAUUCGAUGAGCUAGCUCUUCUACCCAUGGAUAUUGUCUCUCUGUCAUUUCCCUGGUCUCCUAGUUCUGGAAGUGGACUUUUUUUUAUAUUUUAUGGCUACAGAUACAUUGCAUUUGUUCUGUUCUGAGUUUCUAACUUUGGGCUUCCUGUGCGUAAUUUCCCGCCUAAACCUGAUUAUUUCAUUGGCUGACACGAUAGAAAUUCAUGUCCGUUUGAAGGAGUUUUGUUUAGCGGUUUUUAGCUGAAUUUUUGCAAGUAAAUACGUACAUGGAAUUUAGUAUAUAUAGACAGAAGCUGAGGUGAGUGAAUAGUUAUUGUUUUUUGCUUUGUGAGGUAGCUUAGUUAGGCUUACAAACGUUGCUUGUUCGAAGGUAGGAAGCAAGCAAGAGUUCUGUUUCCUACCCUUCCUUCCAAAACGACUCACUACAGUUCAGUGUUUGAGAUAGGAUUAAAGAAAAUAAAACUAUUUAAGUUUUUCCCCGAUUAGCAACACAUAUAAUAGCAUAAAAAGGGAUCCUUCUAUAGUAGAUUUCAUGAAGUAGUUUCGAUUGUGUGGUUAGAUUCCACAGAUUUCGGAAUCAGGGUGUUAUCUUAUUACUUAAGCUUACUUCAACUUCAACUUGGUUCACCGGCAGUAGAAACAGUUGCCAGACUACCAAGAUGAGCAAACCAUCAUCCCCUUUAGAUUCGCUUAGCCACAUGGUCUUUGCGAAACGCUAUAACCCCUGGUCAAGUGAUAUUGUGGAAAUUGAUCUGUUAAAACUGUUAGCGUCUCAGAACAACAGUGCAGAAGAGUCCUUUGUACUACCAAGAUUACAAUUUUUGAAUUACUGGAAUGCAACAUUGAGGCAACUUUUUCAGCACACAUACAACCCUGGGUACCAGAGUCUUGAGCUUUGUUCGUUUAUUAUGCGCCCUUCGUGUUGUUGGAGUGAAGCUCGAGCCCCUGUUACCCAGGGUACUCACAUACCUGCUCAGACUUGGUAUUUAUGUGGUAAGUGAGAGGCAGGUGUACCCUUUUUCAUAGGUAGCCUCCAAAUAAAGCAGAGUCGUUAAUCAUAAAGGCUUUUUUAACUUACAGGGAAUAGGGAAAGCAUAGUUUUUUCAUAUAGAAAAUUUUUUAGGAAUGCUAAAAAGUGGGAAAUUUGUUGCUUCACCUGGGAGGGCAGAAGAGAAUCAAAAUCUUGAUAAGAGAGUUGCCAUGUAUGAUCUCAACAACAUCACAGGAACGUGCCAUAGCACAUGUGCCAUAGCUGUCAACCGGCGGCAUGCGUGACACUAAAAGCGGCUGCUAAGCAGACUACUGUCAACCCAACUUGGACAGAAAUCUUGUGAAAUUAGGUGAAAUACAGUAAAUACGUGAGAAAACCAAAGAGAGCCAAUUUGGGUGAAUACAGAGAAUGUAUGAACAUUCUCACAAAAAUUAGGCUUGUGAUGAGGUCCAAAAUCUUGUGACUCCCGCCUAAUGCAGGUGAGUUGACAGCUAUGAUGUGCAUGCAUGUGAUGUUGUAGCCUCCCUUGCAGGCGUUUUUAGGCAGGCAUUGCUCACUAGUGAUGCUGCCUAUUAUUGUGCCUUAUCUAAGUAGGGGUCCAAAAUCUCCUACAAACAGUACCAGCCAGGACAGCCAACAAUGCUGGUACUGUUAAUAUAUAAUACACAAUAUAAAUUAUGUUGGCUAAUAUUGGUAGUAGGUUGCAACAUUUUCAUCCAGCAAUAUGUGCUUAUAAAACAGGAUUCAAGGGCAUUAUUGAGUACAUUUGCAUCUGGCCAAA
Messenger RNA from Nematostella vectensis (starlet sea anemone), 4350 nucleotides. Its product is annotated as vitamin K-dependent gamma-carboxylase. NCBI's taxonomy places the organism in Eukaryota, Metazoa, Cnidaria, Anthozoa, Actiniaria, Edwardsiidae. Gene Ontology annotation, biological process: peptidyl-glutamic acid carboxylation. The transcript has 5 exons. Gene Ontology annotation, molecular function: vitamin binding; gamma-glutamyl carboxylase activity. The record is from RefSeq and is a predicted model, not a curated record. The coding region runs from base 436 to 2346 and encodes 636 amino acids.